UCAGUGUCUGGAUCUGUAUUGUAGAUAGAUGGGCUAGAUGCCACACGCCAUUAGCCUACAGGCUGCACAGGUUGAAAGUUUGAUAUCGCUUUUUUGUCUUCUUUUUGGGGCUUGUUUCUCCUUUGCUUGGAUACUACGGACUUAGGCAUUGGAUAUGUGCACACAGGAUGAUGACAACCCCUUUCCUCCCCGUAGAAGUAAAAUAAAAUAGGCUUUCGCGCGCACUGGAUUUACUCCUGUCGUUCCAUAUGAAGAAGUCAAAAAUUUGGAUAUGGGUCUGUGUCCAUUUACUGCUGUUCACACUUGGGGUACAUUCAAGUAAAUUUGACGUCAACCCAGUGACAGAUGACAUCUUAAGACUCUCUAUUUUGAAACAAAAUAUUCCUAAAGAUUACAAAAUUCCUCUACAAUACAUUCCAAAAGAAGAGGGAGGGAUGUGUUGGGUAAAAUUAAAUGUCUACUACUUGGAGACAAGUUUAGAACGUUUAGCUGAGAAGUUUGGAAACAUUUCAUCCAACAAUAAAGAUAUUAGCAUAUUCAUCCAAAUGAUCCAAGAGCUGCGGAUCAACAUGAAGUCUCUGGACCUGGUCAUGUUAGAAUUUGAUUGCCACUACAGGGAAGAAAGGUGGCAGACAGAGCGAUACUUUGACUUCAUCAAAGACUUCCUUAUAGCAGCACAGAAUAAGGAAGAUUCAGAUGACUGUGAUCCUCCUCCUUGUGCAACCACACCAUACCCAGUAACAACAGAAGAAAAUAUAAAUGAAUCAACAACGUCCACCACUGCAGACUGUGCAACAGGCUGCAAACCAAAUUCUGAACUGAGGUUGACUGAGGUGGUGGAGCGAAGCCUUCUCUCUUUACUGUUCAUACCCCUCCUAGCCCUCGUAUUCCUGCUUGUGUGGAAGGUUCGAUCACGGAGGAACGAGGAGGAUCUUCAACAGAAUCCUGGAGAAGAUGGACUCUUCACAGGAACAGAAGGGAAUGCACCUCCACUAGAUGCUGAAAUAUCAGAAAAAAACAAGUUGAACGUCAUUGAAACAGUGUAAUGCUUCUACCCUUCAAUGUUCUUCAACGUAAUUGGGCUCUACUCUUUUCUCUUGUUGGUGUCCAAACGUGAUGAAAAACAAACAUGAAGCGGAAUAGUGAGAUUUCAGAGGUAAAAGGCCUGUUUUUGACUGCUCUCCAGAUCCACGAUGGCAGGUUCACAAUUGCCAUGAUCAAGAUUCUUCUGGUUAAACUACCAUAUGGAUACUCUUGCCUUUCUUGUAAGACUGCGUUAACCCCAUGCUUUUGGAAAAGACUGUGAGAUUUUAGCAGAAAGCAAACCCCAUACCACACCCUCACUGGAUUCUCUGGCUCCUGCAAAUCGUGAUUCUGAACCUGCUGCAUCAUGAACUCUUUGGAGAAAACUUUGCUUCCCCCUCAGCAUGUUCCUACAGUCUGACUGUGUUUUGGGGCCACAAGUUCAUCUUCAAAAAGCAAAGCAGAGAGUGACUGACACUGGUAAUCUGUUGUGUGAACUGAGGCAUGAAUUACUACCUCUGGUGACACUCAUGUUAACCACAUCCUCAACUGCUCAACAGUUUCCUCCUUCCUCCUUAGUCUGGGGUUUCCCAAAGAAUAUAAUGUUAAACAAGGUUUAGUUCCAAGGUGUAGUCAUAUUGUCUGGUUUAGGCAUGUACCCAUGGGGGUGUAUGAUGUAUUUAUUUAUUGGUGGCGGCACUGAGCUGCUUCUGUUGAUACAACUGAAAUGUUUCAAGUGAUCAUUUAAGAGCACCUCUAUUAAUGGGUCACAUUUAAAGAACAAUCUGUAUAGUAACACAUUGUAAACCCAAAAAACACAUUCCCGAACAAGUUACAUUUCCUCGUAUGAUGUUAUUGUUACUGUUGGUAUAUGACGCGGGUGAUUUAGGUUUGUGUGAAUGGAUUACAUAGAGGAAAAACAUACAGUAUACAAAUAUGCUGCUUUGACUAACUUACAUUUAGACCAUUGAAAUCUGCAAUAACUUUCAGCUAACAAGUAUCAGGGAUGACUUCUGUGGAUCCAGGAUUUUUUUUUUAAUAAGUGAAUUCAGAACAUAGGUGUCAGACACAUGUAAGAGAACAAUGGGCCUCCCAUAGUAAAUGUUAGCUCAACAAUGCCUUUAUUAUUUUUUUUACUUAUCUCACCUUUAUGCUUGCAAGGCAAAAACGGUUACAGAAGAGAUUUAUGAUGGCCAUUCCUCUUUGAAAGUAAAAGAAACCCCCACAAUUUGUAAAAGAAGAAACACAGUUUGUAAAGACAAAAAAUGAUUUUAUGAAAUACACAAAUGAUAUAUAAUAUAAAAUAAUGUAAAAAAUUUUAUUCAAGCUAUCAAUUCUUGACUGUUUACUCAACUACCAAUAUACUAGCAAAGUAAACCCAUUAGCUUAGACUGUUCACUCACAUGGUUCUGUUCUGUUCUUACUGACUUUGCCUUUGUCCAGUAUAAGGCAUGUGCUUGCAUAAUAAAACUCGUUACAGACAAUCUGACAAAGCUAGUUAGCAUUUAUCAAGAUUGACAUUCUUAUGAAAUGCUGAAGGAUGAUACCACUGUUUAUGAAAUUUACAGAUAUGCACGUUAGUUAUUUUCACAAUCCACAAAGCUGGUCACAUGGGAAUACCAUGCAGACCUAAAUAUCAAUUUUGCCUUAAUGUUGCGCCAUAAUACACUGUCAAAGAAAGUGUACUGUCAUCUUCUUCACAUACUGAACUGUCGCACAAUGGUAUAACUUUCAAAAAGCAUUUUUAAAGAAGCAUGGUGAGUUUUAGAGUUGUUUUUCUCCGGUAGAUAGAGAUGUGAAGGGCAGGAAAUCAUUUACUGCAAGUCAAAUCCACAUAGUACCCUGCCUCCUUUCCUAUUGAUCUGAUAAGUUAGGAGCUGGAGGGGCUCCCUGUCUCAGUCAUAACAGAUAUUAUCAGCUCUAAGGAGUAAAGCAACAUGUUUAAAAACAUAACAGGGCUUGACUCCCACAAGGCCUUGCCCAAACGCAAAGUAAAGUGAAUCAAUAAUGGAUUUUAGGUAUUAAGAUAAUUAUUAAGAUUAUUAAUGACAAUCAGUAAAGAGGUAGGAGUGUGAACGGGGCACGCUGGCUGUGACCUUUCCCAUCAGGCCGCCCUACUGCAAAUAGCUGACAAUGAUAAAGUGGCAGGACACUAACAUCCGUUUCUGUAUCUAGUUUGAGUAUUUUUAUCAUGUUUGUGGUCUUACAUUGUACCAUGUCCAUUCUUGGUGUUGUGCCUUGUUUGAUUAGUGUGAUUGACUCUGUGUGUAAAUGUCAAAAGCCUGUCUAUAUUUCUGUGUGGUAGCAGAAAGUGUAGAGAUCAUGACAGAGGAGAUUAGUUUAAUUUGACCACAAUAAGCCAGCAGAUAUGAACGCUAAUUUCUCUCUCUUUUUAUCUGAACUCAAAAUCAUGAUAGCAGUAGUAGAUAGUAGAGGUAGUUGGCUUGACCUGUGCCCAGUUAUGAUUCGGACGGUUUUCUGUAAAAGGAGUGCUUCAGUAUGUGAAAACUUGGCAGAAUAAACUGCAGUGGUUGUGACAUUUCUGUCCAUGCAUUACAUUUUAGCCUUUGUAACCUUUAGCAAACAGUUCAUCUGGUAACUGCUUGUUUCUUGUGUAUACGGGACUAUAUGUUGGGAAUUUUUCUUCUAGGAGACGAGAUUAUAUUGUGCAAAACUGAAUCUGUGUUUGAAAAAAAGUAUACCACAUUGGUGUUCAUAUAGUUCAGAGCAACAGUACCUUUCAGCAUCAAUAGCUGGAAUUCUUUGGUGUGGUAAAGUAUUGUUUGUUGUGUUGAACUGCAAGAUAAUUUUAUUCACUCAAAAAUGCAUUUUUGAAGAGUACUACCUGUGCCGCAUUCUCUACGUCAGUUUAACUGAUUCUGUGUUAGAGAAAGCAUACCACAUUGGUGUUCAUAUAGUCCACAGCAACAGUAUUUUUAGCAGGAAUAUCUGAAAUUACUGGUGGUGUAGAGUACUAUUAUUUGGAAGCUUUUAGACAGUUAUUUCUACUUAAAAAUGCAUUUUUGAAUGAUAUUGGAGCAUACUAUCUAUGGCAGUUUGGACCUGAGACUUUCUCUUCGAUCAUCUUUAGGUUUCGCUUCUCUACAUGAUGACUAUUACGUGCAGUGCCCAGUAUUCUGACAGAGACACAGGCUAGUCUAGCCACAAAAAACAAACAAGGUAUAUUAUGUCAAAAGUUGCUUUUUAUACAUAGUCUAUGAAUAUCAUGAGCUGCAACAGGUCUAAGCUGUGAACAAAAACAAAACACGGUCUCCCAUUUUCCUGUCUUUGCGAGAGCCUCAAACAGUCAGUAUGUCUGAUGCAUGGAAGCCAGAAACCGAGCAAUUUCAUGCAUUAGUCUAGAGAAUGACUGCCCUUAAAUGCUGUUCCUAUGUGGGUUGUUGUGUGGUCUGAGAGUGAGCAGAGCUGCAUCCUGAACAGUGCUUUUGGGCUCAAGUUAUCCAAUCCAUCCCACUUCAGUGGGUGAAUCAAAUGGCUCUAGGCAGGAAAAAAGUCUGGGUGCCAAAAAGCAAAUGUAAUUAUUGCCUGGUUGGUAUUCUGGGUGAAAACUCUACUGUAUUCUGUAUUUUUGUAUUUAAAGAAACAUAUAUGAGAUAUGAAUAAAGUACACGUAUCCAAAUGUUA
Molecule: messenger RNA, 4668 nt
Organism: Micropterus dolomieu (smallmouth bass)
Lineage: Eukaryota; Metazoa; Chordata; Actinopteri; Centrarchiformes; Centrarchidae
Gene: kitlga
Product: kit ligand a
Exons: 10
Coding region: 249-1046 (265 amino acids)
Biological process (GO): positive regulation of cell population proliferation; cell adhesion
Cellular component (GO): plasma membrane
Molecular function (GO): stem cell factor receptor binding; cytokine activity
Source: RefSeq, a predicted model, not a curated record